Molecule: messenger RNA, 1219 nt
Organism: Camelina sativa (false flax)
Lineage: Eukaryota; Viridiplantae; Streptophyta; Magnoliopsida; Brassicales; Brassicaceae
Source: RefSeq, a predicted model, not a curated record
AAGGAAACCCACACAAAGAUAUAACGAGUGAAGAAGAGUCAAAAGCCUUCUCAGACAGGUCAAAGGACACAUGUCAGACUCUUAGUGAGUAAAACCCGAAAACCUCAUUUUUACAGAACCGUGGGAAUGCUUAGUUUGUGUUUUGUACUCGUGGCAUUCCCAGAGACAGAAGUUUCGUGUUCUUCUUUUAUUUUUGUCCAUAAAAUAUCUAUUCACUCCAGCCAAUAUAAAGACCAACUCUCACUCCAGCUUUUCUUUAACUACAAACUUUAAAUCCACCUGAAAAUAUAAAAAUAAAUAUUUUAAACGAAACAGAUAUGUUUUACUAAUAAUAGAAACAGAGUUUUAGUUACUACUUACAAGUUACAACCUUAUCCAGAUUAUUUCAAACAGUAUUCCAACAAUGAACUCAUUCUCUGAAAUGUUUGGCUCCGGUUACGAGUCUCCGGCUUCAUCAUCAGGCGGAGAUUAUUGUCCGACGCUGGCGGCGAGUUGUCCAAAGAAACCAGCUGGUCGUAAGAAGUUUCGUGAAACUCGUCACCCAAUCUACAGAGGAGUUCGUCAGAGAAACUCUGGUAAGUGGGUGUGUGAAGUGAGAGAGCCAAACAAGAAAUCUAGGAUUUGGAUAGGAACAUUCCAAACGGCCGAGAUGGCAGCUCGUGCUCACGACGUCGCUGCCAUAGCCCUCCGUGGCCGAUCCGCCUGCCUUAAUUUCGCUGACUCAGCUUGGCGACUCCGAAUCCCGGAGUCAACAUGCGCCAAGGAAAUCCAGAAGGCGGCGGCUGAAGCUGCGUUGGCUUUUCAAACUGAGAGUGAUACCACGACGACUGAUCAUGGCCUUGACAUGGAGGAGACGUUGGUGGAAGCUGUAGUAACGGCAGAACAGAGCGAAACGUUUUAUAUGGACGAGGAGGCAAUGUUCGGGAUGCCGAGUUUCUUGGCUAUUAUGGCCGAAGGUAUGCUUUUGCCACCGCCGUCCGUACAAUGGAAUAACAAUUAUGACGGCGAGGGAGAUGCUGACAUGUCUCUAUGGAGUUAUUAAAAAUUCGAUGUUUAUUUCCAGUUUGUGCUAUAAUCUUUUUAAAAUCUUGAAAUCCUUUUUUUAGAAUGGAUCCCCUGCUUCUGUUUUUUUUUUUUUUUUUUUUUGGUUAAGUAACGUAUUGUGUGACUUGUGUGAGACACGAGUGUAAAUAAUUCAAUACAAAUGAAUCGUUUUCUA